UAUUGUCAUCUGGUGUAUUGACUGUCUGCUAUUUGCUAUGUUUACUAAAUUAUACAAAUAUCAAUCAAUCUGGGCUACAGCAAGUUUUUAAUACAAUACUCAUUGAAUAAUGAAGUUUAAAAUAGAAAGUUGUAACUAUUGUAUUUAGCAGCUUAUAAAGUGAGAUGUCUGUUUACAUGAAAUAUAACGUCUGGUAUCUAGCACUAUAAAUUGCACACACAUUAAAGGCCUAUAUAAAUAUACAGUAUAUAUAUAAAUUGGGUAUAUUAAGCUUUCUUACAUUGUAUUAACCUUGAACAUAUCAGUAACAUAACAUGGAUAGUACAAGUACUUGUGAAGAUAACCACAUUAAAGAUGGGUCUGUAGAUUAUAUAUCUUCUUCCAAUAAUAGAAAACAUAUAAACACUGAUGACUUUGGAAAGCUUGACUACAAUGGAGAAGAAAACAUUGAAUCUCCAUACAUGUUUAGGCCAAUUGACUGUAGUUUGGAUCCGACAUCAGAAUUCAAACAACUUUGCUUAGAUAUGGCAUCUGCAGAUUUGGAAGGCCUAGAAUUAAUGGAUAUUAUGAACUACUCUAAUUUUUUAAAUUGUGACCCUGCUCCUUCAGACAAACUUCGCUUCAUGGAGGAGCAACAAGAAAAGUUAAACUCCAGUUUAAUAGCUUUGAGCACACAUUUCGCCCAGGUCCAGUUACGACUGAAGCAAAUAGUAGAUGCUCCUCCCAAUGAAAAGGAAGUUCUCCUGAAAAAUCUGGAGGAGUUUGCAUUUAGUGGAAUACCUGAGGUAUCCCCAGAAUUAUCAAGCAAUCUUCUGCUAACUAAUGACAUUGAAGAUCACGAGGAAAAAAUUAAGUUGCAGAGAGAAAAACAAAAGGAGUUGAUUAAAACAUUGAAAUCCCAGCUGGAGGAGCUUGAAAAUUACGCCUAUGAAACUGGUGAAGCAGGCCUACCCCAGAGUUUAGUCUUGGAACGUCAAAAACUUAUCUUAGAUCAACUCAAAGGCAAGUUAAAUUUGAAUAUUGACCACAUGGACCAACUGACAAUGGAUGAUUUGAAGAACCAUGUGGACAAUGCCAUUGGACAGCUUAUUAACCCCAUGAAGAUGAAAGAGCAACUAGUCAAUCAGCUGAAAACACAAAUAUCUGAUCUGGAGCGUUUCAUUGAAUUCCUUCAAGGAGGUUCGGCUGGAAACUCUACUGUCUGUACUUGUCAGUGUCCUUUGCACAAGCGAUCUCAUGCGAAGAUGUUCUCUACUCAAAAACAUGGCUUCAGUAGCAAACAAAAUGUUGAGAUGCAUACCAAAACUCUGAACGUCAUGAAAAGAGCUGCUGCUUUGAUCCAGAUAUUUGUGCGUCAUCAGUUUGGAGAUAGUGCAGAUCAUUUCAGCAAAAAUUCUCUCAAGAAACAUAUGAAGUUCAACCAUUAUGGGGACCUGAGAGCACAGUUGGAGGUGGCUGUGGCUGAUGUGAUGGAAUUGGCAGCAGAACCAGAGGCCCCAGUGGACAGUGACUACAUGUCAGACUCAGAGGGCGUCACUACAAUACAAUGUAACGGAAAACUGGCUACAGCUGUGCGCAAGAAACUGGCUGUCAGUAUCCAGAACCUCAUGCAACAUGGACUCAUGGCUGUUGGGCAGAGCAACAGUCUUGUUCCGUUCAUCGCUUGUUUUCCCCCACGCCACACUUCUGCUAAAGACCCUAUGCACGCUUGGGAGCUUAUACUCAAGUUCUACGACAUGAAGAAUGGAGAACAGUUCAAUUCCACUCCAGCUCGUAAACUAUCUCAAAGCUUCAAUCUUGACAUCGUUGGUGGCUCGGCUAUGAGCUACAAACAGAGCCUGCUCGGUGUGAUUGGAAACAUCAUAGGUACUCACACACCGUACAAACGAAGCUAUGACUCUCAUUUCAAAGCAUUGGUGUGUGCUGGACUAAAUUCAAAGAUGCUCGUAACCUGGCUCCGUCUCAUCUUCCGUUGCCAGCCCCUGAUUGAGUUGUAUUACCAACCAUGGAGUUACGUUGCUAUGACAGGUUUUGAAGACAGUUUUGCGUCACUGGAAAAACUGAAUCAGUUCAACUUUGAUUUACCAGUUGAUCUUGCGAUUCGACAGCUUCAGAAUAUCAAAGAUGCAUUUUAAUAUGGUUGUGUUUAUAUUACCAUUCCUUGACAUGUUUUUACUGUUAAUUUUAAAUUGUUUCAAACUUUACCAAAGAUUUUGAAUUAUAAAUUCUUGAGUUUUUA
Messenger RNA from Macrosteles quadrilineatus (aster leafhopper), 2239 nucleotides. Its product is annotated as RUN domain-containing protein 1. Bases 315 to 2135 code for a protein of 606 amino acids. The record is from RefSeq and is a predicted model, not a curated record. NCBI's taxonomy places the organism in Eukaryota, Metazoa, Arthropoda, Insecta, Hemiptera, Cicadellidae. The transcript has 14 exons.